CAAGUUAAAGGAGCACUAAGCAAAGGUGAGCUGCAUUCUGAGCAAAAUAAGGUCAAUCAGAUUGUCCAGCAAGAGUUCAAGGGUUUGCCGAAGGGACAGAACAUUUGGCCCGGGGGUUCGCAGGUCCACAGGGAUUUCUCCUGCCACAGUGAGGACCCACAUGACUCCAAGCAGGAUGGCUCCUCCACAGAGGAGAGGCAACAGAGGAGUCCCGGGAAGCUCCUGAAGAGAGUCCAAGGUCCGAAGGGCAAGGGCGUCCCCUGGCUUCCGGUAAUAGAUGAGUACCCUCCGCUCCCAUGCCCCGCCCAGCCCUGGAACGGAAGGGUGUACCAGAGGUCCGCAGCCGCCUGGCCCUCGCCUCCAGGCUCCAGCAACACGGGGGGCGCUCAGAACGUGAAGGAGAUCCAGGACUUCCUGAGGAACGUCCUGCUCAAACCGGGCCAGGACGAGACUCCUCCAAACCAGCAGGGCUUCCUCCAGGGCCAGUCCGUUCCCAAAGGAACUAUGCGGACAGAGACGUCCCCACUGCAUGUUGUGUUUAACGAGAAGAGUGAUAUUCCAGAAGCCGAGACAAGGCGCUGCCAGACACAUACAGGUGCUGCUAUACCAUCGGUCAGCAACCAUAACCUGAAUGCAGAUGGCCUGUGUGUGGACUUUCAAUCAUUUGGCACAGCUGAAGACAGAGAAAUAAGGCCAGCUGGCCCUUGCGACAAAGUGAAGCUCCACCCUUGCCUGGAAAGAACCACCAGGCCUGAAACCAAGAUGACAGGUGCAGCUAGCUGUGACACCUAUCCCAAACAGAAUGCAGGAGCCUUUAAAAGCAUCCCCCCUCAAGGAGCCACAGAAUUGGGAAGUCACCACAGGUCUGCCGGGAACACGGUGUUACCUGGCCCUCACGCCCUAGGAGUGCCCACUGCUGACCACUGCCAAACCCACCCCGUCCGCCCUCCCCCUGGAUUCCAGCCCCUUCAGCAACUCUUCCCGCAGCUGUUUCCCCCUCAGCAGAUGACCCUGCAGCCCGGGCUCAACCCACUUCAAAUGCCCACUGUGCCACCCGUGAACCAAAUGAACGUCGUACAGGAGGGCAUCCCUCCACCCAUUAUUCUGUUCCUUCCCCCUGGACAGCCUGCCCCACCCUUCCUGAUGCCAGCAAACUUACCUGGGGGUGGCCCGUUGUGGCCUUCCACCCCUCUCCGCAGGGACAAUUUUCAAGCCAAUCUGAGUCCAAACAGCGCUGUUCCUGGUUUCUCAGAAACACCACUGAUCUACAUGAAGUCCCAGCGCUGGAUGCAGCCUUCAUAACGCACCUUUUGAUCUGGAUGACUGCAAGAUGUUCAUGUCAUACAUGACCCAGUGUGAUAGCCAACAACACAACAAAGUGAUAUUUGACUCCCUUUGGGAGAUGUUACUUUAGGCUCCGUGUGCACUCCUCUCUAAAGCAUCAAACCUGCAACUUUUGCCAUAAUAAAUCUUUCUGAGAAGCAGCUGGUGAUAAUUGAGAUGGUAUUUUCGCUGUUUGUUUGUUCUGAAGGUCAGUUUUUAUUGCUUAUUGUGGACUGCACAGUAGAGGGCAGAAACAGAUGACAUUAAUACUGAAUUAGACUUAGGAGAGUUAGAGACAGAGUGUGAUAGAGAGAGAGAGAGAGAGAGAGCUUGAGGGAAAGGGACGCCUGUGGCAAUCUGCUCAGAAGGUCUUGGGUUCAGGCACCAGAUAACUGCUGUAUUACACUUUGUGGUGCAUCGCCAUUGAAUGAGAGAAUGAAUGAGUGAAUUAAUUAAUGGUAUGCAUGGGUCCAUAAAAUGUCAUAUUUAAUGCAUUUUAAGACAGGCCAGAGAAGAAUACUAAACAAUUAAUACAAUUUAAUAAACUUUACUAUCUUGACAAUUGAGCUCAUUUAUAAAUGGAUUUUCCUUAAAAAGACCAUUACACAAAUUACUGUACUCUCUUGUCAGCACACAUCAGAGAAAGAUAAUGCAGGCCAUUUAAGAUGUGCCCUAUUUGAAAAAAAAGUUUCUCAGUGCAUACCUCUCUUCUCCGUCCUUUUGAAAAUUGUCAAGGAACGAUGUCAUGCUAAAAUCAAUGGGACAAGAAUUCAGUAUGCUUGCUUAAAUAUAUUCAUACCUGUUUAAGCCAUUAGCCUCAGUGAAAGUCAUUAUUUCUGAGUGGUUGAAUUGUUUCCUGUGAAUUAUGAAUCUUGGAAGCAGAGGGGUUGAAAGAAUUCAGAAAGAUGACCUGGUUAAUUUGUUUCCCAGAAGACAAUGUCAUGUGACCAGUAGCUAAUUAAAUUCCUUUAUGCAAUGAUGUGGUCUGCUGAGUUCUGCCUUGGCCGUCUCAUCAUCCAUUUACUCAGCCCAGCAGGACAGGU
Molecule: messenger RNA, 2366 nt
Organism: Anguilla anguilla (European eel)
Lineage: Eukaryota; Metazoa; Chordata; Actinopteri; Anguilliformes; Anguillidae
Product: translation initiation factor IF-2-like
Exons: 8
Coding region: 505-1302 (265 amino acids)
Source: RefSeq, a predicted model, not a curated record